This is a messenger RNA of Tachysurus vachellii, 2505 nucleotides long. It is a transcript of the gene vsnl1a, whose product is annotated as visinin-like 1a. The transcript is spliced from 4 exons. The coding region runs from base 578 to 1153 and encodes 191 amino acids. The record is from RefSeq and is a predicted model, not a curated record. Gene Ontology annotation, molecular function: calcium ion binding. Lineage: Eukaryota; Metazoa; Chordata; Actinopteri; Siluriformes; Bagridae.
AGAGAGAGAGAGAGAGAGUGUGUGUGUGUGUGUGUGUGUGAGAGAGAGAGAGAGAGAGAGAGAGAGAGAGAGAGUGUGUGUGUGUGUGUGUGUGUGUGUGUGUGUGUGUGUGUGUGUGAGUGAGAGAGAGAGAGAGAGAGAGAGAGAGUGUGUGUGUGUGUGUGUGAGAGAGAGAGAGAGAGAGAGAGAGAGAGUGUGUGUGUGUGUGUGUGUGUGAGAGAGAGAGAGAGAGAGAGAGAGAGAGAGAGAGUGUGUGUGUGUGUGUGAGAGAGAGAGAGAGAGAGAGAGAGAGAGAGAGAGAGUGUGUGUGUGUGUGUGUGUGUGUGUGUGUGUGUGUGUGUGUGUGUGUGUGUGUGUGUGAGAGAGAGAGAGAGAGAGAGAGAGAGAGAGAGAGAGUUCUGUUCUAGCGUCACUUCAUCUGCGGCGUCGCGCACUAACGAUUUUCUCCUCCUAUCCUGCAUCCGUUUCUAUUGCACGACUUCUCCCCUUGGAGCCACACGUCUGCACACACCUUCUUUUGUAACUCGAAGCGGAAACACAUACAGUCUUUUCUGCUCCUCCUUGUAAACAAGAGACCAUGGGGAAACAGAACAGCAAGCUGACCCCUGAGGCGCUGGAUGACCUGGUAAAGAGCACAGAGUUUAAUGAGCAUGAGCUAAAGCAGUGGUACAAAGGCUUCCUAAAGGACUGCCCCAGUGGCCGCCUCAACCUUGAAGAGUUCCAGCAGCUAUAUGUGAAGUUUUUUCCUUAUGGUGAUGCAUCCAAGUUUGCCCAACAUGCAUUUCGGACCUUCGACAAAAAUGGAGAUGGCACCAUCGACUUCAGAGAGUUUAUCUGUGCUCUGUCCAUUACAUCCCGUGGCAGUUUUGAACAAAAACUCAAUUGGGCCUUUAACAUGUAUGACCUGGAUGGAGACGGCAAGAUCACACGAGUGGAAAUGCUGGAAAUUAUUGAGGCGAUCUACAAAAUGGUGGGUACUGUGAUCAUGAUGAAGAUGAAUGAGGAUAGCCUUACCCCUGAGCAACGGGUUGACAAAAUCUUCAGCAAGAUGGAUAAGAACAACGAUGACCAGAUCUCUUUGGAGGAGUUUAAAGAGGCAGCAAAGGGCGACCCAUCCAUCGUAUUACUGCUGCAGUGUGAUCUGCAAAAAUAAGAGUGGCAUCUGAGUGAACGCCAGAGACUGCACCGAAGAUCAAUGUUCCAUUCAGUUUUCAGCUAUUACCACUGAAAAAAAAAUUGCUUGGACUACCUUUCAAUAGAUCUGCUUCCUGUGUUUGAAACACUUGUGUGAAUGAGAAUGUUCUUUGCAAACCAAUUUUAGACAUGCACGGACAGAAGCACACACCUCCUCACACACAUACAUGCACAGUAGAGGCUCUCACAGACAGACAGAGGGACAGACAGACACACACACACACACACACACACACACACACAAAUAAUAGUUCAGAAAGAUAUAAUACAUACAUAUAGUUAAAAUAAACUGCCAGUAUGUGAAGUGGGAGAACAUGCGUUCCAUAAAGUCUUAUUCACUUGGAAAUUUAGCAUUACUGAUGUUCUGUACUAAAAUAAUUAAUCUAUUUAUUGUACAACAUUACCAAUGCAAGCUAAGUGUAUCAUAAUACUGUUUAAUAUCAAACAAAACCAGGUCCACUGAUAAUAGAAACUAUUUCAGAUUUUCCAUUUAUAUAUCGUCUGAGCAAACAUUUACAUAUAUAUUCAUACAGAAAAGUGAAGGCCUGUUUACUAUGAUAUGCAAAGUCGAGGGAUAUAUUUUAUAAUUUAUUCAUUAGUUUGAACUUAUCGAUACUCAGAUAAUUAUUCACAACCUGUACAGUAUUUAUUUUACUGUGCAACAAAUGAACAUAGCUAAAAAAAAAAAUACAGAUUAAAGGUUAUACAGUAUUUAAAACAUAUGUAUACUAUAUAAAGUAUGUAUACUCUAAUGGUCCGAUUACACUGCUUGUGAAAAAAGCAUAAAUUACUCUUAUGGGCAGUACGGUUUUAUUUCUAUAAUUGGAAUGCCCUUAGACUGAAUAUUUUGCCGUAUACACUGCAUAUCACUUUGCAUAUGGAUUAGACAUGCUGCUCUCUUACAGAGCUUUUCAGAUGUUGUUCCUGUCACAUUCAACUUGACAGACACUAUGAGAGUAUUACAGUAAAAUGGUGUAUUUUGCUCAAAAUAUGGUAUUUUAUUGUCUACCCCAGUUUAUUUUUUAAUCUUGCAUAUAACAAAGUAUGAGGGUUUAGGAAAACAAAUAAAAAGUAAAUUGUCGGUGACAAAUUUAGAAACUUUUUUCCUAGUCUGCAUUGUCUAUUCAGCUGCGAAUGUCAAACAAGCUUCAUUUGAUGUAAACACUAUUUAUGUUAUUAAUUAAAGCUUUACACAUACUGUUUGACAUAAAUGUUUACAGACUCACCUGCCACCAAAUCUGUGCAAUGGCUUUUUUAAUUUUGGAGAUUAUUUUGUAAAUGUUGCAUGUAUACAGUAUGUGCCCCUUAUAC